This is a messenger RNA of Meriones unguiculatus (Mongolian gerbil), 9383 nucleotides long. RefSeq names its product opioid receptor delta 1 (gene Oprd1). The transcript has 3 exons. NCBI's taxonomy places the organism in Eukaryota, Metazoa, Chordata, Mammalia, Rodentia, Muridae. Gene Ontology annotation, biological process: G protein-coupled opioid receptor signaling pathway; neuropeptide signaling pathway. Gene Ontology annotation, cellular component: membrane; neuron projection. The record is from RefSeq and is a predicted model, not a curated record. Bases 308 to 1426 code for a protein of 372 amino acids. Gene Ontology annotation, molecular function: G protein-coupled enkephalin receptor activity; neuropeptide binding.
GCCAGCCGAGCCGAGCGAGGGAGCGCACGGGGGCCCCUGCGGCCCAGCUCGGAGCCGGGGGCGCAGCGCCCGCCCCCCGAUCGCGGGCGUAGCCGGGCGGCUGCCUCCGGGCCACGUGGUGCGCGCGGCGGCUCGAGGGCGCCCGGGGGCUCGGGCGAGCGCGGCGGCUGUCCCGCCGGGCGGAGGCCAGGGGGAGCGAGCGCGGCCGCCUCCGGCGUCGGGGGCCGUGGCCUCCUCCGUCCGCGCGCCGCUCUCCGGCUCCCCGCGCCCAGGGCGCACGGUGGAGAGGGGGCGCCGCGGCGGCGCCAUGGAGCCGGUGCCCUCCGGCCGUGUGGAGCUGCAGUCCCCGCUCCCAGCCAACGCCUCGGAAGCCUUCCCCAGCGCCUUCCCCAGCGCCGGCGCCAACGUGUCGGGGCCGCCGGGCGCCCGGAGCGCCUCGUCCCUCGCCCUGGCCAUCGCCAUCACCGUGCUCUAUUCGGCUGUGUGCGCCGUGGGGCUGCUGGGCAACGUGGUCGUCAUGUUUGGCAUCGUCCGGUACACUAAGCUGAAGACUGCCACCAACACCUACAUCUUCAACCUGGCCCUGGCGGACGCGCUGGCCACCAGCACGCUGCCCUUCCAGAGCACCAAGUACCUGAUGGGAACGUGGCCGUUCGGAGAGCUGCUGUGCAAGGCCGUGCUCUCCACAGAUUAUUACAACAUGUUCACCAGCAUCUUUACGCUCACCAUGAUGAGCGUGGACCGCUACAUCGCCGUCUGCCACCCGGUCAAGGCUUUGGACUUCCGGACCCCCGCCAAGGCCAAGCUGAUCAACAUCUGCAUCUGGGUCGUGGCUUCGGGGGUCGGGGUCCCCAUCAUGGUCAUGGCAGUGACCCAGCCCCGGGAUGGAGCGGUGGUAUGCAUACUCCAGUUCCCCAGUCCCAGCUGGUACUGGGACACGGUGACCAAGAUCUGCGUGUUCCUCUUCGCCUUCGUGGUGCCGAUCCUCAUCAUCACUGUGUGCUACAGCCUCAUGCUGCUGCGCCUGCGCAGCGUGCGCCUGCUGUCGGGCUCCAAGGAGAAGGACCGCAGCCUGCGGCGCAUCACGCGCAUGGUGCUGGUGGUGGUGGGCGCCUUCGUGGUGUGCUGGGCGCCCAUCCACAUCUUCGUCAUCGUCUGGACGCUGGUGGACAUCAACCGGAGCGACCCGCUUGUGGUGGCCGCGCUGCACCUGUGCAUCGCCCUGGGCUACGCCAACAGCAGCCUCAACCCCGUGCUCUACGCCUUCCUGGACGAGAACUUCAAGCGCUGCUUCCGCCAGCUCUGCCGCGCCCCCUGUGGCCGCCAGGAACCCGGCAGCCUCCGCAGUGGCCGCCAGGCCACCGCGCGUGAGCGCGUCACCGCCUGCACCCCCUCCGAUGGCCCGGGCGGUGGUACUGCCGCCUGACCUACCCGGCCCCCCCCCAGCGCCCCUCCCAAGUGAAGUGACCCAGCGGCCACCCCGAGCCCCCUAGGAGGUCGUGGCCACCGUCUGGGCAGCUAGUAGGGGGCCUGCACAGAGGGGAGGCCUCUGGUGGGGGCGGGGCCUGUGGGGUCCAAGGCUCUGGUUUGGCGGGGUGGAGGUGAAGCUGGGGACUCCAGAGAGUCACCCCUAAACGGGACCUAUUAGUGAGGCCUCUGCAAUGGGGCAGGGCUUCAGCCUGGGAUAACCUCGGGUUCUGGCCUUUUGAACACGCAGGUCCAGUCUUAAGACCAGCUCCAGGAACCAGGAGAGACCGUGAUGGGGUCAAUGACUUGAUGAUGGAGCUGAGUCUGGGCCUUUGUGGCAGGGGAGGAGCCUCUUCGAAGGGGAGGUGAGGGGGCAGGGCAGUCAGGCAGGGCAGCUUAGAGUUUGGUCAGGAGAUAAGCGCCCUCCCCGCGGAGGGGUCCGCUUCGGAGAAAAGUCAAGGCGCUCAGGACCUUCUCACUACGGGCGGAGGCCAUGACUUCUCUGUAAGAGAAUUCAAGCUGGACCUGGUGGUGCAGGCCUGUGUCAUCCCAGUCAUGCCGGAGGCUGAGUCUGGCCAAUUAAAGCAGCCCGGGCAAACUUAGUGUUUCAAAAUAAAAAGUAAAGAGGCUGGGGAUUCAGCUCAGUGGUGGGGUGUUUGUGUGGGGUUCCGGGAUCAAGGAGACAAAACAAACAAAACCCUUCCAAACGGCAAAACCAAACAAAAAGUAAACCAUACAGACGAGCCUAAAUUGAACCCCAUCCACAGCCCUGUGUCCCUGUGUGGCUGGGGACAGGCCAGUGGGCAGAAGCGGAGACUCCCUGGGUACUGAACAAGGCCCCCAGAAUCAAGUUCUAACGGGACCCCUGAGGCCCAAGGAGGAGUGAGAGGUUCCAGGCUCCAAAACCGAGGAAGCCUUUGUGUCAAGAAGUAGGAAGUACAGAUUGAGGUGAUUAAGGACAACACGUGCUGUUCUUGCAGAGGACACAGGUUCGAUUCCCAGCACCCGCGUGGCAGCUCACCCUCUGUCCCAGUAGAUCUGAUGCCUUCUGACCUCUGUGGGCACCAGGCAUGAGCACGGUGCACAUACAUAACGCAGGCAAGACACUCACACACGUAAAACAAUAAAAUAAGUCUUUUAAAAAAAAAGCGGGAGUUGCCCGCGGUGACCCACGCCUUUAAUCCCUGCACUUGGGAAGCAGACUCCGGAGGAUCUCUGUGCGUUCUUGUCCUCCAUAGCGAGUUCCAGGGCUACACAGUGAGACUCUGUCUCAAAAAAGCAAAACAAAAAGUGUGUGUUGGGGAGGGGAGAGGCAGGGGGUCAAGGCUUCAGCUGACCGUUUUAAUCCUGAAGCCCAAGGGUGGAUGUUUUUGGGGUUCUCGGGGCCCUAGUAUAUGCAGCUCGGUACUGGAGCACAGAGACCCAUUUUGGCUGAGCACCCCAUAUGUGGCACCUCAAGGUGAGUGAGGUUUAGACCCUUGAUUAGGACCUGGGGGGAAUCCCUUUCCUUUCUCAGCGUCUGGCUGCCCUUCAGAUGUCUGGCAUCUGUGGCUUUCAGGGACUGGGGCCGAUUCUGAAGGCGCCGGGGAAAGAGGGCUCUGACGGUAGUGACGUCAGCAUGGCCCUUUACCCCCGGGUCCCUCUUCUGCUCAAGCUGCUGAGGGAGGACAUAGAAACGUAUCCAGGCACCCCUGGACCCUAGCUCCCCUGAAUGUCAUCAUUUGCCCUAUCCCCCGUGCCUCCCCCACUGCCUGAGCAACCUGCCCCUGACUCCCUAUUGAAGCAGCCUGCUGACAUCCUUGUAAAAACAAAUUUAAUUCUCUUCCUUUUUUGGGACAGAUGGAAAGAAAUUGACGCCUUUGUCUCAAACAAAAAAAAAAAAAAAGAAAAGAAAAAAAAAGAAAGGAGCGAGAGAGACAAUAUACCUCUUUUCUUUUUUGACAGCCACUUCAUUGGAACAAAAGCUGGAGGCUGUCACUCCAGCAGGGACUGAACCAGCCUUCAGGGGAGGCAGAGCUAGGCGAGCAGGAAGGGUCCCUUUGAUGGACAAAGUACGGUCCCUUUUCUCAGCAUGACGUCCUUCAAAGCCUAGGACCUUGGGAGCUCUGUACUUUGGGAUGUAGUGUGAUAGUCACUGCUGGCGUCAGGCCUGCUCAGCCACCCUAGCCUGGAACCUAGUCUCUCAGCUGACCUUCACCACCCAAAUGGACAAGGUGAUCACCACACUAAAGGUGCUCCUAGGUACUCGCCACUGGAGAUUCCUAGAGGAGGUAGCAGAGAAAGGGGACAGUUAAUCAGGGCAGACUCCUCAAGCAGGUGACACAGGCUUUAGAACUGUGUAGCAUGUGGCCCAGGCUGACCUUGAACUCCUGAUCUUCCAGCCGGGAGCCUCCGGAGUAUUGGUAUUACAGGUGUGGUUUCGAGAUUGCUUAAACAUUGAUUGAGUGAUCGUGUCUGUGUGGGGACAUGCUCCUGACUGAGUGAUUGUUUCUGUGUGGGAACAUGGUCCUCCCACUGUGCACAUGUGGAGGUCAGAGGUCAGGGCACAGUUUGGGAGAGUUGGUUCUCCUUCUGCCUUGUGGGUUUCUUUCUAGGGAUUGAGCUCAAAUCAUCACGUUUGGUGGCAAGGACCUUUACCCUUUUAUUUAUUUGUUAUUCAUUUGUUUGUUUAGUCGUGUGUGUGUGUGUGUGUGUGUGUGUGUGUGUAUGUAUGUAUGUAUGUAUACACUGGCCUGCCAUGCACCUCCCAAGUGCUUAGAUCAUAGACAUGUGUUACCACAUCCAACAAGAUCUGGCUGCUUUUAUUUAUUUUAUUUUUUUAUUUUUCCUUUUCUGAUAUUGGUAGGCGUCUGACCGGAGAUCAGCCUCAGCUGGGCCCGGACCGUGUGUAGUAACGUGAGCAUCCCGAAAGCCUACCAGGCUGUGCACUCUGGGCACUGUGACUGGGAAUUCAGUCAAAUGCGUCUCCUCUCUCAGAAAGCUCCAGCCAAUGCUGGGAAGCAAAUCAUACGCAGGUGACUGCGUGCAGUUGUGGCAAGAGCAGUGACAGGAAGCCCCGGGGAGGACGUCCCUCAGAAGUGCCUUCUAACUAAAAUCACGCUUGCAACAACUUUAUAAGAGGUGGCAGAGGGUCAGGGGUUUUAAAGGAUGCACAGGAGUUGGCCCCUGAGACGGCAGAACAGUGUGUGGAAAAGCAUGAGUACGUUUACGUGCAUGGCAAACCCAAAAGUUACGGGCAGUGGAGACACAGAACUUGCCUGAGUGCCGUGGGACACCAGGCUUGGUGCCAAGUGCUCUAUGCACCUAUCUCAGCUCUCCCUCCCUCUCUCUCUCUCUCUCUCUCUCCCUCUCUCUCUCUCUUUGUGACAAGGUCUUACUGGCUGGCUUGAAACUUGCCGUAUAGACCAGGCUGGCCUUGAACUCACAAAGAUCAGUCUGCCUGUGCCUCUUGAGUGCUGGAAUUAAAGGCGUGUGCCACACCUGGGUAGUAUUCUCAUUUUAUAUAUAUGUAUGUAUGGUUGGUUGGUUGGUUGGUUGGUUGUUUUUUUGGGGGACAGGGUUUCUUUGUGUAGUCCUGGCUGUCCUGGAACUUGAUCUGUAGACCAGGCUGGCCUCACACCAUCUGCCUCUGCUUCCCAACUGCUGGGAUUAAAGGCGUGCACCAUGCCUGGCUGGCCUCAGAGAGAUGAAGCUGCUUUCCCCUGAGUCACCUUGUCAGGAGUGGCAGAACUCAGGUCAGGAAUUCUAGAGAAAAUCCCCAGGUCCAAGUCUACUGUGAAUUCUGGGCACCGGUGGAGUAGAAAGCCAUUCCAGCUCCUGCCGGAACCCUGGGACGAGGGGUUUGAAGACUUAACAAAAUGGGAGAAAAGGGCAAUUUUCUGUGAACUUUUGUUCCUCCCGAAGUUCUCCAAAUCUUUGCCUUUCAAAAUGUACCGUGCACAGUGCAUUUUUAAAGCUGCAAAUUGACAGUGUAAUUCUAGACUCUCACAGGUCUCUUCCUCCCCAAAAUUUCCACUCCUUUCUCUCUGAGAGGUGGGAGGGAAGAUUUUGCCUUUGGUUUAAAAAUGCCCUACGGUUUCCAGUCUCUUCUUGAUGUCCUAGAACUCUGGAUGAAUGCCAGACUCUGAGGUUGGCUUCCCCUCUCAGAGUCUCAGUGCCCCUAGAGUGGACUUUCUCUGUAGAGCGGCUAUGAGAUUACCUGGCACUGGCAGGUAGCUGUGACUGGAAGACAGAGGACAAGGUAAGAGCUGGAGACCCAGAGGGAAAUAUGCAUGGUCUUCCAGGGUGCAGCGAGGAAAGAGGAGUGUGGGAAUCUGGCCUUGCUUCCUGGGCUCAAGAGCCACCAAGGGGAGUGAGAAACCACUGGAGGAGCAAGGGGAAGAAGGGGAGAAUGUGCUGUCAUGGAAACGAGAGGAGGAAGGUGUUCCCAGGGAGAGGGAGUGAUGGAUACUGUCAGGUAUAGUGGAGAGGACUGGGUGCAGGGGGCAGGAGGGUAAUAAUGGGAGUACACCAGAGAUCUCAAAUUCAGUCCCCGACGUGGCCAAGAAGAGCCCCAACUCGGCUUCAAACCUCAGCCCCUGAAGUUAAACAGGUCCAUGAGCUAGCAAGUUUGUUCCCACAAACUUGUGUUUCCUGCUAGAUGUCAGAGAAUGGGCAGUCUCCAAUAAGAUGGCCAGUGUCUGUUUAGGUUCUUAAAUUGGCUGGAUUCGCAGAUCUUAGGCAAGUCAUGGCACCCCCAAGAGUUCCCUCUGAGCACUCCGAUAUUUCCAAGUUACAUGCCUACGGAAGCUCCUUGCACAUAGUGGCCCCAAUACAGGGUUCUUCCCUAUAAUAAUGCGAGUGCCAAAGCUGACUGUUUCACUUUGAAAUGCCUGGCAAGUUGGAGAUGGCAUUUGGCAUCUGGAGAGUUACUGGAGCAUCCAUCGAGUGCCCUGCCCCGGCUGAGCACCUGCCGGGUCCAGUCCAAAGGCCAGACUCCAGCUCUCAGUGUCAGCAGCAGAUUCUGAACCUAGAACUGCAGAGCCAUAGGAAGACUCUAAACUCUAGACAGGGAGGUUCUCUGCUAGGUCCUGGCCUCAGCCCUUACACACAAACCACUCACGGAAUAGGGCCUCGAGAGAUGGCUCAGCAGUUCUUCUGAGGACCCGAGUUCAGUUCUUAGCACCCAAACCAGGCAGCUUACAACUGCCUACAGGGAAUUCUAGGGGAAUCUGACCCCUCUGUCCUCUGCAGGUGGCAUCAUGUGUAUAGUGGACACACACACACAUAUCUGCAUGCAGGAACUCUAUGCAUGUUCCCACACCUUCCUUCUCUCACUUGAGUCAGGAUCCCAGGUAGCCCAGGUUGGCAUUAAACUCACAGUGUAGGGAGACCUUUAAUUCCCAAUUCUCCUCUCUCCACCUCCCAGGUGCUGGGGUUACAGGUGUCCACGACCACGUGAUCUCUCUUCAGGUUAUUCUCUGUCUAUUCCCUUUGUUACCGCCGGACACUGGGCAGGUAGUGCAUUUGCUAGGAGUGAUGCAAGAAGAACUGAGGCCUGAGCCCUCACUCUGAGUUUGUGGCUGGGGUUCCCGAGACCGGGACAGUGGCUCUGAGGCUCUGGAUGCCGGCAGCUUGGGAGUUCACCCUGGAGCCAUCAGGAGCUGAUGAGGGACUGCAGGAUGGGCACACUGAAGAGGCUGUCAGUCAUGUCCAACCAAGCUCUGAUGUUGCCAUCAUGCAGUUCAGACUGGAGAGCUGCUCAAUCUAGUUACCACAAAAAAAAAAAAAAAAAAAAGCAAAACUCGGCUGGGUGGAGGUUGCUCACGCCUGUAAUCCCAGCACUGGUAUUAAAGACAGAGGCAGGUGGAUCUCUGAGUUUGAGGCCAGCCUGGUCUACAGAGUGAGUUCCAGGACAGCCAGGAGUAUACAGGGAAACUCUAUCUUAAAACAUUUUUAAAUAAUGUUUAAGUAAAGUUUAUGAUUUUCGUUUUGGGCUGUGUGAUGUGGUCGAUGGGCCAGCCCUCGGAUGUCCUGGCCUGGGUCUAGCCCCAACAUCAACACCAGGAGGAGGCGUGGUGCACAGCUGUAACACUGUCAUACAGUGGCUCAGUCCCCCCAAACUGACUACGAGGCAGCCAUUAUUAUGAGGCUCCGUUCGGGGAGGCGAUGGCCUGUCUAUGAUUGUCUCUUAAGGACCCCGUGCUAGGGUCUGUGUUGUCUUGUAACCCUGACAGCACCUGUGAGCCACCUAAAAACCUGCUGCAACUUUGGCAGGCUCGUCUCACAUUUAUUUCUUCCUGCCUUGAAGGCCAGCUGGUCUAUGAUAUUUUGACCACCUGUCAGGUCUUCGCUCUAUCAUCUUGGGAAAGACUCUCAGCCCAUCGCCUCUAGAUUUUGGUAGCCAGAUGGGUGUGGUGGUAUAUGCAGAAAGCUGAGGCAGGAGGCUCUCACAUUCUGGGCUACAUGGUGAGAUCCUGGCAGCAGCAGAAGAAGAAGAGGAGGAGAAGGAGGAAGAAGAGAGGAGAGAGAGAGAGCUGGGUGUAGUGGCUCAUGCCACAUGUAAUCCUAGCACACACCCUCACUGGGACAGGAGAAUUGCCAUGAUUUUGAGGCCAGCCUGGGUUCUAAGACUGAGACCUUGUCUCAAAAAAAAACAGAACAAAAUAAAACAAAAAGACAACAACCUCCAAACAGGCAAUAACUGCAAAAGAUGAAGCUUACUUGGUGAGAAUUUGAGAUUUAGAAAGAAGGUGUGACAUUCCCUCAGGAUGGGAUGUAGAAAAGGGAAAUCCUGGCGGAAUCCAACCAGAUUUACUCAUCUCACUGACAGCACCCAAGAAGUCUGCAACCCAGUUUACUGGGUGAUAUCAUUACUUGGGAGGUCGUUUUGUACCACCUGCUCUGGAAAAGAAGUACCAGCUAAACCUGCCAUCCUACCCCAACACAGAGUGUGUCUACCGUCUACAGUAAGGGAGGCGGGCGGGCAGGUUUCUCAAUAAAGACUUGGUUCCUUCUCUCUUGAAAAAAAAAAAAAGAAAGAAGGUGUGAACGAGAGGCCUUGCAUUAUUUGGUCAUGGAAACUUCCAGCAAUCAUAGGUAGCAAACGCUCAACAGACAGGAGGCUUUUAUUACCUUGUGUUUAGUUUUUUUCUGUACCAACCCUUGCCUCUCUUCUCAUCCCCACCCCACUUUCUUUUCUUGAUAAGGUCUCUGUGAAGCUCAGACUGGCCAAAAUAGCUCCUCCUGCCUCUGCAUCCCAAAUGCUGGGGUCACAGGCAAGAGCCCCCAUGCUCUAUCACCCCCUGAUUCGUAAUGCUGGGGGCAGGUCACAGCAAAGGACUUUUUCUUGUAAAUAUGUCCUCAGGUCUAAGAAAGCAGUUUCUUUUUCUCCUCCGUUCCUUUCAUGUGCUGGCCUCUCUUGGGUCCCUGGGACCCAAGAAUAAGGGACAACCUAGGAGAGAAGCAAGGUCACUGGUGGCCAUUGGCUGAACAGCAUAGUCACAGAGAAGGAAUCUCUGGAGAGGGACUCUGGAGAGUCUCCUGUUAGAUCCCAAGAUGGAGACAGGGAACAAGGCUUUGACUCUUUGCCCUCUGCUUCCUUGCUGUAUGUCUGGCCAGUGUCUCUCUGUCUCUGGGCCUCUGCAUGAUGGAGGGGUAGAGAUGGGAGUUAAUGGGGUCAGAGGGACCUGCCAGCUUCCGCCCUUGACUCUUCCCAAAACAGACAUCAAUUGGUAAAAAGCCACUGCGUAUUUAUCCGGAGAUGGGGUGGGGCGAUGAUUUCAUUGUUGGCAUGUUUGGGGGGGUGAAGGAGGCAGACGUGGCGCAGACGGAACCUGCCUCACACCCUUGGCUUUUGUUCCACCCCAGAUCCCAUCCAGUGUCAAUAUCCAACUUCUAUUUUCCAAAUAAAGUGAGCUUGGUUCUCCAAAUUAUAA